Molecule: messenger RNA, 6076 nt
Organism: Lutra lutra (Eurasian river otter)
Lineage: Eukaryota; Metazoa; Chordata; Mammalia; Carnivora; Mustelidae
Gene: CEP126
Product: centrosomal protein 126
Exons: 11
Coding region: 232-3471 (1079 amino acids)
Biological process (GO): non-motile cilium assembly; mitotic spindle organization; cytoplasmic microtubule organization
Cellular component (GO): centrosome; ciliary base; midbody
Source: RefSeq, a predicted model, not a curated record
AAGAUGGCGGCGGCGGCGGCGGCGGCGGCGGCGGGGUCGCUGCCGCCCGCUCCGCCAGUGCCGGGCAAGGUUGCCGCCGCAGCCACCGCAGCCACCACCGCUGCUGCACGGAAACCGGGACUGACGCGGCCAACCCCUCCGCGCCCGUGACGCGAGGCCUGAGGGACGGAGCGGAGGGGGGAAGCGAAGGACGCCGGGGCUGCCAUGAGGGAGGCGAUGCUGAGGUGAAGGAUGCUGGCCUGGAGGCCUGGGGCCCGGAGCGUGGUCGCUGGACGGGCCCCCGAGUCGUCGGACGCCCGCGACGGAGCCCCCCUCAGCCCCCGCUUGGGCCGCGGGCGCUGCCGGCCUGCCGCCGACCUAGAUAUGAAAAUGCAUCUGGAGAAAAAUCUAGAAGAAGAGCGUCAGAUAUUACUGCAGCAACAAAAAAUAUGUCGAAUUCGAGCACGUAAAUAUUUUGUGGAAUCAAACCGGAGAAAAAAAGCUUUUGAAGAAAAACGAAAAGAACAAGAAGAAAAAGAACAACAAAUCAGAGAACAAAUACUUCAACAAAGAAAAGAGAAGUUUGAAGAAGUCACUGAAAAAUUCCAGCGCGCUCAUAUUCCUCUUUCACAACGGAGGAGAGCAGUUUUUCAAAAACGAGUUCCUCUGUUGGAAGAAGCCCUCAAGCAAAUUCAAGAAUCCAAUUUAAAAUCAGAAGUAAACCUCCUCCCUUCCUACAGACCAACAAUAAAUUGGAGAGCUAUAGAUAAUGCCUUGCCUUCAUCAUUGUCAAAAAAUGAUCACAAGCAUCAGAAACAUCUCUUAUCCAAAAUCAAUUGUGGUAAAGAAUUGAAGGAAAACAACAGGGCAAACUUGGCUACUAACAAAGAUGCGUUCCAGCUUAAACUGGAAGAAACUCAGAAACUCCUAGAAGAUCAGCAUCUAAGCAGUUUGCAAAUAUUUUGUGAUGAAGUUAAUCAAAUAACAAAUUCUGAAACCCUCUCGAGUAUAGACAGUCUUGAGGCUGGGGAACAUGAAGAAAUAUACUUAACCCUUAAGGAGGAGCUCUGCACACAGAGCCAGAAGAACUCCAUUUCUCUCCAACCGGUGGAUCUGCGGUCAGCUAGUCUGAGCGGCGGUGAUGAACACGAACUGUCGUUCUCCAAAACUCAGCGUGUAAACAAGUGGCUCAUAAACGUAAAUGACCCAAAGACUGAGACUGUCACACCUGUCUCAGAUAUUUUAAGUAAAGCCAAUGUCCUGCCUCCUUGUGGAUGUCUGAACGGCGAGGAACCAAAUCCGCCCGCGGAGAGAGUGCCCGAGAGUGCUGAGCGUUCGGUAGCCUCCGUGUCCGCCCCCGUAUUCGGAAGGGAUGGAAAAUGCACUGUGAGAGCAGCCGACUCCUGUGCCGGCACCUUCAAAAGGGAGAGACCCUUCGUUCCCGAGAGCCCGACAUUUAAAUUCAGCAGAGUCGCGACCGGGACCGCUGCCGAUGGUCUAAUGCUGGAGCCCGCGACGUCUGCGGACCGCGGCGGCGCUUCUGCAUCAGCGGCGGAGGGCGCCGGCGCUUCGUGUGUGCCCGUGGCGACCCGCACAGCUCUGCCCUGCAGCGGGUCGGCGGCGAGGCCCUCGCCAGAGAACAGCCUGCGAAGACCGGUCGGCCCGGCGCCGUGUCCGGACACGUCGGGCGGCUUGACCGAGGUCAAAGAUGACAAGGUGGAGGACGCCCGCCGUAGUAAGGAAGACCCGCCCUUGUUUUCAGGCUUCCCCGCUGCCGGCGUCCCUCCCGGCUCUGCGUCGGACGGUGGGAAACGCGCGAGAGCCCGAACGCCCGCCUCGGGGUGUUCCGUGGCCGCUAAGGGGGACUCGGCCGGGCCGCACAGGACGGUGAAGCGCAGCGCGCACGAGAGCGGCGGGAGCUUCCUGAAGAGCAUUUUAAAAAAAGCACCCGAGUGCGAGCGCGGCCGUUUGAAGGCGCUGGUGGCGAAGCACAGCUGCAAGUGCGGAGGUCCGGGAGCGGCUCCCCGCGACGGCGCUGGACUAGCGAAAGAGAAGGCUCCGGAAACCGCCAAGACGGUGAAGAAACUGAGGUGGUUUGACGAACCUGGAGAUCCCGCGGGCCCGGCGCUGAAGAGCAGGACGGGGCCGAGUCCACAGCGGGGUCCGCCUCUCCACCCUCAGCCGCGCGGGGGAGCUGCGGACCGGGGGGCGCGCGCCCUGAGCGCCGCGGGGGCAGCGCGGCCGCAGGAGGACGGCGUCUCGGAGACGGCCGCCGCCCCCGGAGCAUCUGCCGCGGCCGCGAUGCCUCUCACCUGUUUCGUGCCUUCCGGCAGCGACGCGGCCGAACAAGCCCGGCCGACCUCAGGAACGGGGGGACGGCCACCCCCGCGGCUCCGGGGGGGCUCUAAAGCUGAGACGGCGAGGCCGCGCGGUGCCGGGGCCCGCAGGAGAACGAGAUCGGCCCCCGCGCAGGGCGCGCUGUCGUGCGCGCUUGGAAGGGACGCCGCGCCCCGGCCGCGAUCGGCGGGCAGAGCCCGGGGCCCCUGGGCGGCUCAGGGCGCACCGCCUGUGCCUCCGCCUCCGCCCCGCAGCAGGAGCUGCAGGAGCCCAGGGGCGUUUGGCAGCCCUGCAGCGCCGCAUGGAGACCCGCAGCCGGUGACGGCGCCAGGCUGCCUCCGCGCCAGCCCCGUGCUUUCCCCGGAGCGCGGCGGGCUCGGCGCGUGGGGUCGGGAAGGUGGCGGGCGGAUCGCACACGUGCCUUCGGGGCCCGAGCCUGCGAUGCCUUCUCCACCGCGUUGUUCGCAGCGCCGGACCCGCGCCGAAGCAGCCGGCUCGGGCGGCACUGGGGCUCGUCCUGCCCGCGGAGACGGCCGCCGCCCGCCGCUCCUCAGGGCCGUCCGGGAGGAGUCCGUUCCCCGACGGAAGGCGCGGAGUGACGCGCGCGGCCACAGGGAACCGGAUGCUGGCUCUCCUGUUGUAAGAAGAAAGCGAAUUGUUGAAGAUAAGCAGAAAAGCCUUUUCGAACAGAAAAGACAAAACCCUGGAUCUGCAGGAAAGAAGUGUGACGAGCGCGCGAAUAAUUUGGAGCAAAGUGCCCAGCCAAGUUCAAGUGAGCCAAAACACACUACAAGGUGUACUUCUGAUGUUGAAGAAGUUUCAGAUAGUACUUCUCGGUUUUUGAUGGCUGAAAACCUAGUGAAAGCUUCAGUGCCUGAGGAUGAAAUUCUUACUGUCAUGAACAGCAGGCAGCUACAGAAACCAAAUCUGUCUUUAAAUAAGACCCAGCCAUUUAACAUCUGUGUGCUCUCAGCUGCGGAACAGAAGCUCCUCCAGUCCCUCAGUCACCUCAAUGAGAGGUUCUGCUAUGUACCAGAAGCCAUUUGCAAGAAUCCAUCCAUCAAAAAUACCUUACAAAUAAUACCACUUCUGAACAGCCGGCCGAGAGGCAGCGGGUCUCCGGGGGUCGGAUCCAGGCUGCAGAGGAAAUACUGACGGACCGCGGCGGCCGGUCGUGCUGUUCUCGCGGCCCCUGACAACGGCCUGUAAAUAGAGCAUAGAUUUCCGCAUUUGUUAAGGAUUUAAAUACUACAACCAUAAGGUAAAGGUAAAUCAUAACAUGAGUAAUGGAGAUAAAUUGACUGGUUUACAUUUAUGCUACAAGGUUAUUAUAUAUUUUAUUGAUAAUACAUUUUUAGUGAAUGGAAAUGCUUCAUUGUUUUUAAUGAGCAUGCUACUGAAAACGCAUGCAUUAUAUUUGAAAAUAAAACAGGGUAUUUUGUUAUUCAAAUUAUGUAUUAGCUGUAGUUGUAAAGCUUUGUUUUUUUCUGAAAUUCCUAAUAAAUUCUAUUAAAUUUUGGUACAGUGGUGUAAAAAGUUCAUGAUUAAUCAAUACCCCAUAUAAACAGUAAAGCCAUCUAAGACUUGGAAGGAUCUCUGUACUUGGAGGUGUUACCAAAGGGUGUUAAUUACGAAAACCAAAAGAAACUCCUUGUAUAAUCAUGAAACUCCUUCUAUGAUUUUAGAAGUUUUUUGUAGAAUUAUGAUAAUUUCAUGUAUCUUUUUACUUUCCCUCACCCACUUCUACUCAGGCUCUCCUCUAGACAGUCCGGGAAAGCUGACAGAUGGCAUUUCUAAGUGUGGUGGACUGGCAGAGUAAAAUCUGUCGUGUCAAUCCCAUCUUAGGGGCGCCCGGGGGGCUCAGUCGGCUGAGUGGCUGACUCUUGGUCUCAGUUCAAGUCUUGAUCUCAGGGUCGUGAGUUCAUGCCCCGCGUUGGGCUCCUAUUUUAAAAGUUUUCAGCUCUCUCCCUUUGGCUGCUAGAGGGACCAUGCGUAUAAGGCUCUCUGUAUCCUGAGUCCUCCCUGCUUGCGCUAAUGCCCAGACCCCUUGCAGGCCCCCAGCCUGCUGUCCCAUGCCUCUCUGCCCAACUGCACACUGUCCCCCUAGCUCAGAAUGCCUUCGUCAACCUCCACUGACAUCUGCCUGAAUCACGUUUACUCUUUCUUCUAAAUUCUACUCAGGUUGAACGUUCUCUAAUGUUUCCCAGUAAUUCUCUGCCACCUUUGUAUAAAUUAUGUCCUUUGCAUUCUGAACCACAAUUAUUUCUGUGUAUGUAUCCCUCUUGUAGAUAAAGUGCUCCUGGCAGCUAACGGUUGUCACUGGUGUCUGUCCCCUGAGGAACUAAAGUGGGGGACACAGCGGCAGAUCAAAAUAACGAAGGAAAGGAAAAUAUUCAACUGUGCGAUUUAUCAAGCCCCAACUGUGUGCUAGGUGCUGCUCCGUGUAUUAGGGAGACAGUAAAAACAAAAGUAAUUAUUUUCUUCUAUCACGGACUUACAUUUUAGUCGGGAAUACAGAUUUCCAACAUAAGCAGCCGUCACCGGAAGGUUAGAAGGGGCAGCGAACGGAAAGCUGGGCGGGGGCGGGGCGGAGUACUGGGGUAGACGGGAGCCCGCUGGGGUGGACAGAGACGGUGUCUGAGGACUGAAGGGGGGGGAGCCAGCCCUGGCAGCCGCAGGGGAGCAGAGCGGCCAGAGGGCAGGAAAGUAGGCUGUUCUCUUAGCGAGGACUGGGGAGCCGGCGGGGGUGUAGGGAGGAAAAGAAAGCGAACAGAGGAUUGGAACAGGGCUUCCUGUCACCCAUGGCUGGUGGCAAAAUGCAUUUCCUACUCUGAGAGGUCCAGGGUGGGACUGAGACCAUACCAGGGCUGCUGCUCCCUGGACCCAUGUGGAACCACAAGGGUCUGGAACAUAACCUUGGCCGCAUAUUGAAAUCACAUGAGGAACUUUAAAAAAUCUUGACGUUUGGGUUACCCCAGGGGGCGAUUUGAGCAUUGAGAUUUUUUAAAGCUCCCCAGACAAAUUAUAAUGAGAAGCCAAGGGUAAGAAACAGUAAUGCAAACAAGUAAUGGGGCCGGGGAUCGAAUCCAGUCUGGGCGCCCUCUCCGGCUGGCGGGCUUGGGGACAACCCAAGGGCAGUGACCAUGCUGCGGACAGUGUCUUUCUGGACCCGCCUCGCCCCCCAUCCACCGCAGAGGUGGCCGUACACGUGACUGACCGGUACUGGUGGUCAGGAGUGCGGGAAGAGCUCCGUGGGCCUCCGCCGGGAGCAGCUCUGGCUUCCCUCCUCACCGGCAACAGAUGCAGGCUCUUCCCAUUCCCUGCUUCCUGGGUUCGGGGUUCAGGACUGUUCCUGCGGGGGGUUUGCUGCACUCUCAGAGUCCGCCCUGAGUACCGAAAAGCCCACGGAGGAGGGGACAGACUGACACAGGGCACCCAGCUUUUUCGCUCCACAGCAUCUUCUAGCCACAGCCCACAAUGACCUCAGCAGCACCCCCACCCCCCGGCCACCGCAGGCAUCGGCUGACACCCAUGGGGACCUCGACACCCAAGCCCCCUCCUCCUCACUGACGCAGGCUCUGGAGUCUGCACCUCUGUUGUCCCCUCCCAGACCAUCCUUCUCCAGUUCCUCCCAUAGCGGGUAAGAUGUCAUUCUUGUAUUCCCUAGUCCCAGGAUUCUUAACAGCGGCUGUGUUGUCGGGACUGAUACAGUCAGAUGGAGGAGACACACGUGGGAGAUGAAUGCGAUUCUGAAUUUUGG